GAAGCCUCGAGAGCCAUCAGUUCCUACCAGACUUCUGCUGGGCACACGGUCCUACCCCAUGGCUGGACACGGGCCCUCAAAUAUCUACCCUCUUCCAGGCAGUAGUGGGGGUGCCCGCGGAGGGCCAGUGCCCGUGAGAGUUGACACUGCAGCCUGGUUGAGCACCCAAGCUGCCCCUGGCAGGCUGAUGGUCCACUCGGGUGUCAGCCCGGGGGUGUGCCCUGGCCCGGAGGUGUGGGGGUUAGCCCCGGGUCCCCAGCCGUAUGAAUUCUGGGGCGGGAAGGUGCCCUGCGGGCCCCGGUUCAGAGCUGGCGAGGCAGGGGCCUGGUUGCAGAGCCUCUCCGAGGGCUCCAUGCCUGGGCCCUACAUUGCCCUGCGGUGCAUCCCCAAGUUGGCACCGCCAGAGGACGUCUCAGCCGUAGAGAAGGAGAUGGAGCAGCUGGCCAAGGAAGUGAGGCAGAAGAGGAUGACCCUGGGGUACUCACAGGCCGAUGUGGGGUUCGCCGUGGGAGCUCUGUUUGGGAAGAUGCUCAGCCAGACGACCAUCUGCCGCUUCGAAGCCCAGCAGCUCAGCCUGGCCAACAUGUGGAAGCUGCGGCCGCUACUGAAGAUGUGGCUGGAGGAAGUGGAGAACCUUCUGGGCAUAUGCAAAAUGGACGUCAUCCUGCAGCAGGCUCGGAAGCGAAGGCGGCUGAGCAGGGAGAGACGCAUCGGAAACAACCUGGAGAAGCUCUUCCUGCAGUGCCCGAGGCCCACGCCCCAGCAAAUCAGCCGCAUCGCUGAGUCCCUCCAGGUGCAGAAGGACCUGGUCCGAGUUUGGUUCUGUAACCGGAACAGGAUGGCCGAUCUGUUCAGCAAUGAUGCCUCCCCACGGGAGGAUGUGGGGGCAGCCGGGCCUCCUUUCCCAGGGCCACCGGUGUGCUUUCCCCUGGCUCCCGGGCUCCAUUUCGAUUUCCCCCACUGUGGAGGGCCCUGCUUUACCCCACUGUGCUCUGCCCCUUUCCCUGUGGGCAGAGCCCUGCUCUCUGCUCCAGCUGCCGCGCUCGGCCUCCCCAGACUUUCAAACUGAGGGGCCUGCCCUGCUGGGAAGGGUCAGAGUCAGGAGACAAGGGAAAGCUGGGGAACUGUGACUGGGGUUCAUUUCGGGGCUUUUAGCCCGUUCACAGUCUAAAGAAGUUAAAAAUACAAAGUAGGGGGUGGGAGUGAGAGUUGUUGAAAGAAAUUGGGGAGGGAAGUUGAAGUUUAUGGCCGUUUCUGUGUUUUUCCCUAGCAUUGUUUUUAAGAUUCAUUA
Molecule: messenger RNA, 1291 nt
Organism: Tupaia belangeri chinensis (Chinese tree shrew)
Lineage: Eukaryota; Metazoa; Chordata; Mammalia; Scandentia; Tupaiidae
Gene: POU5F2
Product: POU domain class 5, transcription factor 2
Exons: 1
Coding region: 59-1069 (336 amino acids)
Biological process (GO): regulation of transcription by RNA polymerase II
Molecular function (GO): RNA polymerase II cis-regulatory region sequence-specific DNA binding; DNA-binding transcription factor activity, RNA polymerase II-specific
Source: RefSeq, a predicted model, not a curated record